Carica papaya (papaya) is the source of this 1198-nucleotide messenger RNA. RefSeq names its product Polyketide cyclase / dehydrase and lipid transport protein. The record is from RefSeq and is a predicted model, not a curated record. Lineage: Eukaryota; Viridiplantae; Streptophyta; Magnoliopsida; Brassicales; Caricaceae.
CAGUGCGUGGUGAGUCUGGCGAGUCGUGGUGAGUCAACUUUGCUCGCUUUAGCAGCGAAGACUGAAUUCAGAGGAUGGGCCUGGGAGGAGGGGCGGGAUUAAUGGUAGUCACAGGUUUUAGCCAAAAAAUAUGCGCGCCUUGCCCCUUUCCUUGGACUGCGCUUCCUUCUUCGUCUAUCCUCUCUUCUGUUCUUCUCCUUCUACCACAACCCUAAUUUUCUCUUCUAGAUUCCUAAGCCCUAACUGCCAUAACGGCUCCCAACUCCACAAAUUUUCUUCAAAAUCUUUGUUCUCCCUGCACAAGCCAAACCCUUGUUGCUCCACCACUGACACCUCCCUGUUAGACACAAAUGAUAACGACGACGAUGACGAUGGUUAUUAUUCUUUCAAUGAUUAUGAUGAUGAUUAUGGUGAUGGUGGAUUCUUAGAUGGGGAAACGGAAUCGUUAAGCGAGGAUGGUGUUUCCAUCGAGAUUAAGAAGCUCGGGAGCAAUUCUCGCCGGAUUCGCUCCAAAGUUGAGAUCGAUGGCAGCCUUGACACCGUUUGGAGCAUCUUAACGGAUUACGAGAAAUUGGCUGAUUUCAUUCCUGGCCUUGCCGUUAGCCAAUUGGUCGAGAAGAAAGACAAUUGUGCUCGUAUUUAUCAGAUUGGACAGCAAAAAUUGCCAUUGGGCCUGAAAUUUAACGCUAAAGGAGUUUUGGAUUGUUAUGAGAAGGAUCUUGAGAUUUUUCCUUCUGGACAGAGGCGUGAAAUUGAAUUUAAGAUGAUUGAAGGUGAUUUUCAAUUAUUUGAGGGUAAAUGGUUGAUCGAGCAGUUAAAUGAAGGAAAAUGUGAAAGCUACGAAGGUUCUCAUGGCAAAGAGUUUAAAACUACUCUUUCGUAUCUAGUUGAUGUAAAGCCAAAGAUGUGGUUGCCUGUUCGCCUAGUUGAAGGCAGACUCUGCAAGGGGAUAAAAACAAACCUCUUGAGCAUCCGACGAGAAGCAUUGAAAUGAUUCAGAACACUCUAGGUGCCUUUUAAUGUCCUUGGCCUUACUAGAUAUCUUUUUGUAAGCAUAUUUCUUGGUGGAAUAAUUGAUUAUCAAUGUUCAUAAUAGAACAAUAAUAGUAAUAUGAGUUGUCCACAGUUUUCUCUGAUAAAAUGUAUUGGGUUUGAUUGAGAAAAUAGCAGAGGAAAUAAAUGAUCAUUAUGCUGAAAA